AUGGGGGACAUGCCAAAGUGUGUACUAAUAACGGGUGGUGCAGGUUUCAUUGGGAGCUAUUUGGUCGACCGCUGCAUAGCAGAUAAGUACGACGUCACUGUCCUAGACAAUCUCUGCAGCGGCCGAGAUGCCAACUUCAAGCAUCACCUUCAGAACCCAUACUUCCACUUUGUGAACCAUGAUGUAAAGAACCCCUUGCCCAAUGACAUCACGCUACGACCUCCUGGAAAGCGUUUCUCGCUUAUUUUCCACCUCGCAUCCCCCGCCUCCCCGGCUCACUACCAGAAUGAUCCCAUUAACACCACUCUCACCUGUGUCAAUGGAACUUACCAUGUUCUGCAGCUUGCCGUCCAGAUGGACUGCCCAAUAUUGAUUGCUUCCACAUCGGAGGUGUACGGUGAUCCGGAGGUGCACCCACAACCAGAGGAAUAUUGGGGCCAUGUGAGCUGUACCGGUCCCCGUAGUUGUUAUGAUGAAGGUAAGCGCUGUGCAGAGUCCCUGUGCUUCGAUUUUCAUCGCCGCCAUGGUGCCAAGAUUCGCGUUGCGCGUAUAUUCAACACUUACGGACCACGUAUGUGUUUUCAGGAUGGCCGAAUUGUAUCAAAUUUUAUACUUCAAGCGCUUUGUGGUGAUGACAUCACUAUUUAUGGUACUGGCACGUAUACUCGUUCUUUCCAGUACAUUGACGACUUGAUUGAGGGCUUCUGUCGACUUGUGAAUCACCCUACUGAGAUUGGCCCUGUGAACUUGGGGAAUACCGAGGAGUACACGGUAAAAGAGAUAGGUGAAAAGAUCAUUGCGCUUGUACCGGGUACCAGGUCGAAGCUUACUUAUCUUCCAGCUGCUGUUGAUGACCCCAAGCAGCGUCGGCCUGAUAACAGCAAAGCUAAGAGGGUACUGGGAUGGGAACCAAAGGUGAAGCUUGACGAGGGGUUGCGUCGAACUCUGGAGGAAUUUAAGUCUCGUCUCUAG
Molecule: messenger RNA, 972 nt
Organism: Phytomonas sp. EM1
Lineage: Eukaryota; Euglenozoa; Kinetoplastea; Trypanosomatida; Trypanosomatidae
Source: the annotation of a GenBank genome assembly